AUGGACCAGCUUCCCGCGCAGAUCUCUUCAGCAUGCGCCGUCGCCCUGAGCGCCGACCCGUCGGUCCCGCAAGAGCAGCGGCACCAGGCGUACGCCUACCUCCAGAGCGUCAAGGAGGCCGCGGGCGAGACGUGGCAGGCCUGCUGGAAGCUGUUCCUCGACGGCCGAGACGAGGGCAAGCUCGCAGGCAACGGCCUCGCACCUGAACCGCGCCUUUUCGCCUGCCAGGUCGUUGGAGAAGCGCUCCCGUCACUCGGCCCAGAAGCGCUCGCCAUGUUGCAGACCAGCCUGUUCGAGUACUUCUCGAGCGAGUUCGUCGCCGGCAGCGCAGAAAACGGCGUCACCUUCCUCAAGAACGCCAUCGUCCACCUCGCCGCCUCCGUCUUCGUCCACGCCUACCCGCACGUCGCGCCCACCUUCUUCUCGACCCUCCUCGCCCUCCUGCGCACCUACCCUCCCUCGCUCUCCGUCCCCUCGUCGUCGACCGGCGCCGCACCGCUCAACCCGCAGACGACCGACCUCUUCCUGCGCAUCUUGCACGAGGUGUCGCUCGAGAUCAGCGACGCCCAGCUGCGCCUCAACAAGCCGACGACCCGGCUCCAGAAGGACACCGAGCUGCGCGACGCCGUCCGCGAGCGCGACGCGGCCGGCAUCGCCGAGGCCGUGUGGAACGUCAUCGGCGAGGCGCUCGAGGGCGUCGAUGCGCCGGACCAGGAGAGCAAGGUCGGGCUCAAGGGCAAGACGGCGCGAGAGGUGGCAGAGAUGGCAGUGCGCGUGGCGGGCGACUACGUCUCCUGGAUCGACAUCAACCUCAUGGUGACGCCGCAGACGAUCGGCCUCCUCCUGCGCUGCGUCAACCUCCCCUCGCCGCUCGCCAUCACGAUCCGCUCGGCGACGGCCGACACGCUCAUCGAGACCGUGUCGAAGGGCAUGCCCGCGAGCGACAAGCUCAAGCUGUUCGAGGUCCUCGACGUCGGGACCGUGCUCGCGGCCCUCAUCGACACGGGCCGUGAGAACGGCCGCAAGGAGGCCGACAGCGACGAGGUCGAGCUGUUCCGCGAGAAGCUCGCAAAGCUGCUCAACGGCGUCGGCGCAGAGCUGUGCAAGAUCCUCGACGACACCGCGUCGGCGCCCGAGGCCAAGCAGACGGCGCACGGCAUGGCGACGUCGCUCCUGCCGCUCCUCCUGCGCUUCCUCGUCGACCCUCGCGACGACAUCUCGAUCGCCGUGUACCCGUUCGCGACCGCCAUCCUGUCGGUGUACAAGAAGGAGAAGAAGCGCGCCGGGGCGGGCGCCCUGAUGCCCGACCCGACCAUGACCGACUCGAAGCGCGCGUUCUUGUCCGAGUUGCUCGCCGGCACGGUCGGCAAGGUGGCGUACCCGGCCGACGCCGAGUGGGAGCUCGCGCUCGAGGGCGACGAAGACGAGGACCAGCUCCUGUUUGCCGAGAUGCGCAAAAACCUGCGCGUCAUCGGCGACGGCAUCGCGUGGAUCGACCCGGACCUGUACGCCCAGGGCGUGCGCAGCAUCGUCGCCGAGACGCUCGACCUGUACGAGGCCGGCGGCGCCAACGACGGCCGCCUCACGUGGCAGCGACUCGAGCUCGCGCUCGCCAUGCUGUACGGCUUCGGUCAAGCCAUCUCAGCCACCGGGCCCGGCGCGUUCGUCCUCGUGCCCGUCGAGGAGGUGCAGCGCGCAAAACGCGAGCAGGAGUACCGCAUCGACUACACGCAGUUCCCGCUGUCGCAGCUCGGCGAGCUCAUGCUGCGCGCGUGCCGCGCAAAGGUCGUCAACUUCCCGCACGCCGCCGUCAGCCUCCAGUUCUUCGAGGUCGUCGUCCGGUACCACGACUUCUUCCGCCUGUGCCCCGAGUUCAUCACCGAGAUCCUGCCGAGCUUCCUCGACGAGCACGGCCUGCACCAGUCGGAGGAGCCCGUCCAGGCGCGCGUCUUCUACCUGUUCAGCCGGUUCAUCUACCAGGCCAAGAGCAUCGUCCAGUCGCAGGUCUCGGGCGACCUCGUCCGGUCCAUCCUCACGGGCAUGCAGGACCUGCUCGUCAUCAACGCCCAGCUGCCCGACCUCGAACCGCCGACUGAGGCGAUCCUCACCAAGUCGGCCUCGACGCCCUCGUUCUUCGACGCCCAACUGUACCUCUUUGAGACGGUCGGCACCCUCAUCUCGAUCCUCAACCAGGUCCCCGAUCAGCAGGUCAUCCUCCUCAAGGCGGUGCUCGACCCGAUCCUCGCCGACCUGCAGGCGAGCGUGCGCCCGACCGCGACGAGCCCAGAAGACCUCAACGCGAUCCUUAAGGCGCACCACCUCAUCAUGGCCGCCGCGUCGGUCGCCAAGGGCUUCCCGGACCUGUCGGCGCGCGUGCCGACGGCGCAGGGCACCUGGGUCGCCGUCUUUACCUCUGCGACCGAGACGAUCCUCGCGAGCGCCAAAGUCAUGGCCGGCUUCAUCGUCGUGCGCGACGCGGCCCGGUUCGCGUUCAACCGGUUCGUCGCGACGACGGGGCAGGCCGUCCUGCCGCUCAUCCCGACCUUUAUCGACUGCCUCGUCGGCGAGAUCACGUUCCCCGAGCUCGCCGACCUCUUGAGCUUCCUCGGCCUCCUCGUCGCCAAGUACAAGGUCAACUUCCUCUCGAUCCUCGACACGCUCCUCCUCCCCGUCUUCAACCGCGUCUUCCACUUCCUCCAGCUCCCGAUCGCCGGUACCGACGACACGGUGCAGCACUCGCACUUGCGCCGCGCCUACUUCAACUUUAUCCUGUCGAUCGCUGGGGCGGGCCUGCAGGAGGUCUUCUACUCCGAGAAGAACAAGGCGCACCUGCCGUCGAUCCUGCAGUCGAUCACGCACUACAUCUCGCACGACGCGCUCGCGCCCGACCAGCGGUACGGCUUUGGCGUCCUCAACAAGCUCCUCGCGCUGUGGGUCGAGCCGUACCGCGCGCCGACGGCCCCGGCACCGGUCCCGGCACCGCCGCCGAGCCCCGUACCCGGGUUCGAGCGCUUCCUGUACGACGAGGCCGUCAAGGUGUGCUUCGAGGUGCCGCUCCAGGCCGACUUUGACUACUCGGACGCCCAGAGCUUCCAAGUCAUUGGCGAGAUUGCGACGUUCCUCAAGGCGCUCCUGCAAAAGCGCAACAACGAGUUUGUCGACUUCAUGACGAACCAGUACCUGCCGAGCAUCUCUUGCCCGCCCGAGGCGAGCGCCCAUUUCAUGACGGCGCUGCAGGAGGCCCCCGACGGCAAGCAGUUCAAGAAGUUCCUCGGCGAGUGGCUCAGGACGAGCCGUGGACCGGCAACGCGCUAGACGUCCUCGCCCGACCCGACUCAUGCACCCUCACCUCGCCCCUCACGUUCCCCUCCCAUGCCCUUUACCUGUCGUCCUUCCCCCCUCGCACCCUCGCUUGCCUCUUGUCAACCUCGCACUGCAGCACCGCGCACGUCCCCCGCAACGCCCGCCCGCCCACCCGGCCACCUCUCACGACGCCUCUCUCUCCCGACCCGUUUCCUCGCAUUACAUACCCCCUCGACUGUCGCUCCAGCUGUGUAGGAUCGCAAGGGCGGGGCGGGCGUCGUCGUCGUCGGUGCCAGCGCUGAAAAUGAGAAGCGGUUCCAGCUCUCGA
Rhodotorula graminis WP1 is the source of this 3631-nucleotide messenger RNA. RefSeq lists its product as uncharacterized. The transcript is spliced from 12 exons. The record is from RefSeq and is a predicted model, not a curated record. The coding region runs from base 1 to 3315 and encodes 1104 amino acids. Gene Ontology annotation, biological process: tRNA re-export from nucleus. Gene Ontology annotation, molecular function: tRNA binding; small GTPase binding. Gene Ontology annotation, cellular component: nuclear pore; nuclear matrix; cytoplasm. Lineage: Eukaryota; Fungi; Basidiomycota; Microbotryomycetes; Sporidiobolales; Sporidiobolaceae.